AUGGAUUACAAGUUUGAAGCCCUAGUCACCGCACUGGUACUGGCUGUGAGUUUCAUUUUUAUCUACGGCAAGUUCAGCGGAGCGAAGCAGAGCCAACCAGCGGUCAAGACAACGCUGAAUAAGGACUGGCAAGAGUUCUCACUGUUGACCAAAACUGUGUUAACCCACAAUACAGCGAUAUACCGGUUUGGACUGCCUGAGGCCGAUGCCGUGCUCGGGCUUCCUAUCGGGCAGCACAUCUCGAUCAGCGGAGUCAUCGACGGAAAGGAGAUGUUGCGCUCGUACACGCCGACGUCGCUAGAUUCAGAUGCAACCGGGUACUUUGAGCUGCUGGUGAAGUCGUACGAGAAGGGUAACAUCUCGAAGAUGCUGGCGGAGCUCGCGAUUGGGGACCGGAUCAAGGUCCGCGGACCAAAGGGCUUCUACCACUACGAGCCCAACAUGUACAAGGAGAUCGGCAUGAUUGCGGGCGGCACCGGAAUUUCUCCCAUGUACCAGAUUAUUCGUGCGAUUUUCUCGAACCCGCGGGACAAGACGCGAGUCUGCUUGGUGUACGGUAACCAGACAAAGGACGAUAUUUUGCUGAAGCCCGAGCUUGACGCGAUGGUUGCUGCCAAGCCGGACCAGUUUAAGAUCCUCUACAUGUUGGAUAAAGUCGCUGAAGGCGAACAGUGGGAGGGAAAACUGGGAUACAUCACCGAGGCGAUCAUGCGCGAGCACCUACCGGCGCCUAGCAGCAGUGCGCAACUGCUGCUGUGCGGCCCGCCACCAAUGGUUUCUUCGGCCAAGCGCAUUGCUGUUUCGCUGGGAUUUGAGAAGGCGAAACCUAUUUCUAAGAAGGGUGACCAAGUUUUUGCAUUCUAA
Eremothecium gossypii ATCC 10895 is the source of this 864-nucleotide messenger RNA. RefSeq names its product cytochrome-b5 reductase (gene CBR1). NCBI's taxonomy places the organism in Eukaryota, Fungi, Ascomycota, Saccharomycetes, Saccharomycetales, Saccharomycetaceae. The coding region runs from base 1 to 864 and encodes 287 amino acids. Gene Ontology annotation, molecular function: oxidoreductase activity. Gene Ontology annotation, cellular component: endoplasmic reticulum; plasma membrane. The record is from RefSeq and is marked provisional. The transcript has a single exon.